Molecule: messenger RNA, 2436 nt
Organism: Gryllus bimaculatus (two-spotted cricket)
Lineage: Eukaryota; Metazoa; Arthropoda; Insecta; Orthoptera; Gryllidae
Source: the annotation of a GenBank genome assembly
AGCGUGGCUGUCUUAAGAUAAAUUGUUGCCGCUGAUAUCUGAAGGUGACAGUAUAUCAGCAACCAUGUGGUGCAAGUUCAUAUAAAGAAUAUGUUCAACCAGGUUUCAAUAUCACGUACUUUUGAAUAAGAACAGUGCAUGAAAGAUCCGAAUCUAGUCGCUUUUGUUUAGUUUUGUCGAGAGGUAUUCUCGUGUGCUGAAUUGAAAGUGGAAGAGAACACCAUUCUUCGUAUACCAAUAAGAGGUAACUCCGAAUUUGUAAUAUUAAAAGAAAUGAGUGUACAACUUAAGUCCAACAAAAAGUCUUCUUACAAAAGAAAACGAGAUGAAAGCCAAAAUGAAGAAAAUUCAGUUUUAAAAGAAUUAUCUGUAAAUAUAAAAAAAGGAUCUCCUAUGUUGACUCCCCAUGAAACCUCAGCAAUUCACUUAUCCAAAGAUGAUGAAAACCAUAUAGUUAGAACUACACCGUCUGUAGGUAUAAAAAGAAUAUCUCCUGAAAGUUUGGUUCCCCAUGAUACGUCAGCCCUGCACGUACCAAAAGAUGAUAAAAACAAUGUACUUAAUGAUACACCAUCUUUGUGUGAAAAUGAAGUUUGUGAUAAACCAUUUUAUGUUAUUAAGAAAAGUGAAUCAGAUGAUUCUGUACUUACUGAAAGUGAGGUAUUAAAUGGAACAUCAUUUACUGAAGAAGAUUCAAGCAGUAAAGAAGUUGAAGAUUCAGUAAAGAUUAAUAAAAAAUCUAAAACAGUGGUGAAACCCUCACUUUCUUUAGAAGAGAAACUUACUUACCUAAAAAAGUUAAUGGCCAUCAGUAAUGCUUAUUCUAAGUAUGUAUCCAAGAAUCUCGCAAAAGCUUCAAAUGGUGAACAGACCACUAAAAAUGUGGGGCACCUUUCUGGAUCCCAGGGCAAAUCUGGUACAAGUAUAUCUUCUGACUCCAAAACACAAAUAAAUAAUUGCAAGGAAAUGGAAUCAACAGGGAAAGGAUAUGCUGCCAAGUUCUCCCCUCCUCCUCUAUUUACGGGUACUUUGAAGGAGUACCAAAAGGAUGGUUGUGAAUGGCUUAAGAUCCUGUUUGAAAAUGCCUCAAGUGGUAUUCUAGCUGAUGAAAUGGGAUUAGGAAAAACUGUGCAAACAAUUGCCAUAAUUACCCAUUUAAUAAGUAAGAAUUUGAAGGGUCCCUUUUUGGUUGUAGCACCUCUCUCUACUUUGCCAAAUUGGAUAUCAGAAUUCAAGAGAUUUUGUCCUACGGUACCUGUAAUUCUAUUUCAUGGAAAUUCUGAUGAAAGAAAAAAGAUGAUGAAAUUAUUCAGGUUGAAGUCAUUGCAAACAGUUGGUGGAGAAGUUAAAGUGUACCCUGUUAUUGUAACUUCAUAUAAUAUAAUUCUGAUGGAACCUCGUUUUUUUGGAAGCUACAAGUGGCUAUAUCUUGUUGUUGAUGAAGGUCAUAGACUUAAAAAUAAGGACUGUAAAUUGACUAGGCUACUUACCAGCUUUAGUUCUUCAAAUAGAUUACUACUAACUGGAACACCGUUGCAGAACAAUCUAGAAGAGCUGUGGUCCCUCCUUCGUUUCCUUACCCCAGAGAUAUUUGGAAAUAUUGAAGAUUUGGAAUUAUUAAUAUCUUCAGAAGAUAUGCAGUCUGAAACAAUCGUUGAACAAGAAAUCAAGGAGGGUAUUGUCUCAAAAUUGCAUGCGGCUUUGCAACCAUUCAUUUUGAGAAGAAUGAAGAAAGAUGUUAAUCUGAUGCUUCCUCCAAAGAAGGAAAUUCUCGUUUAUGCUCCCAUGUCUCAAACUCAGUGGGAGCUUUAUAAUGCUACAUUGGAUGGCAGCAUUUUCUCUAUUUUGGGAUUGCAGGAGGAUGAAAUUCUUGAAGAAUCUUCAAAAAGAAAAAGUACUUUAAACCCCCGAUAUAUAUUGGAUGAUGUUGAGAAUGAUGAUGACUUAGAUGAUGAUGAUCUGCUCAAUGUUAUUCGUAGAACGACCAGAGUUGUGUCAGAUUCUAAAAAGAAGAAAGCACCCCCCCUUGAUAAAGAUGGAAAUCGAUGUUAUGUGAACUUAAAAAUGCAAAAUCCUCACUUUCAAUUACGAAAAAUAUGCAAUCAUCCAUAUCUGAACCCUCAAGUUGAUCUGCAAGCCCAAGAUAGAUGCCAUAGAAUUGGUCAGACAAGGCCAGUAGUGGUAUACAGAUUUGUGACCAAGGCAUCAAUUGAUGAAAAAAUUGUUCAAUAUGCACAAAAUAAGCGAAGAUUAGAGAAAUUAGUAUUGCACAAUGAUUGCUACAAAGGACUUCAUGCUCAGAAACCAGAGAAUUUUGUUAGUGUGGAACAAUUGAAAGCAUUACUUCAUUCAAGUGAUUAUUCCAAGGUAGUGAGAACUAGUGGAAAUGCUCAAGCCAAUGUUGACAUUCCCUUUGUUCCAUCAUCAGAUGUUUAG